UUCCCCCUUCGCUCUUUCUCUCCCCCCCGCCCCCGCCCCGCCUUAAUCUCUUCUUCGUCGUCGUCGUCGACGAAUCCACCGAGCGAUCUCCAUUAUCGCCAUCGUCGUCUUCGUCGUCGCCUUCGUCGGGGAGGAGGAGGAGAAGGAGGAGAGGGGGGAGAUCUACGCCGAGGAGCUAUGGAAUCUAGUUAUGCUAUUGAAGAUGCUGGAGAGGCUAUGCAGGUCGAUGGUGGUGGAGAUAAUGCACAAGAAGUGGAGAAAGCAAACAACAAUCGAGAAGAGGAGAAAAAGAAGGAAGACAAUGGAGAAGUGGAAAAAGAAUUAGAUACUGCACUUGUUUUGACCCGUCGGGGGGGAAGCAACAAUCUGUUGGGGCAGGUUGUGAAUAGCGAGGAAGAGGCGUACAGGUUGUAUUGCGACUACGGUCACCGGAUGGGCUUCAGUGUGCGAAAGGGUAAGCAAAACUACUUUUCAGGGACCAAAAAUAUCCGCACAAAGGACUACUGUUGCUCGAAGGAAGGUAUUAGAUACGACGAGCUUCCAUCUGAGGUGAAUACUAGCAGACCGGAUUAUAGAACUAACUGCAAAGCAAUGGUCCGCUUUAGAGUUGAUGAGGAGGGACGGUGGAAGGUGGUUCGGUUUGUGCCCGAGCAUAAUCAUGACUUGGCUAAACCUGAAGAGCGACAUUUGUUGAGAUCCGCAAGGUCAUCUGGUAAAGGUAAGUCGGGGGACGCUGCUGGAACCCCAACGACCAAUGCUGGGUCUUCUAGGGUUGAAGAAGGUAGCGGGAAUGAGAAAGUGGGGUCCACAAAGCGCAGUCACUAUGUCAGCGUGCAAAAGAUGACGGUGAUUGAGAUGGGAGAUUCUGAAAGCCUUGUAGGCCAUUUCAAACGAAGAGCUAAUGAGGAAGGCAUGUUUUAUUGGGAUGUGCAAAUAGAUAAGGCGAAUCGAAUGACUAACUUCUUUUGGAGGGACGGCAGGAGCAGGGAUGAUUACGACAGCUUUGGCGACGUUGUGGUGCUCGACACGUCCUAUCGUACGAGCAGAUAUAACAUGAUAUGUGCAUCGUUUCUUGGGGUUAACCACCAUUGGCAGAAUGUCAUGUUUGGGUGUGCAUUUUUGUUGGAUGAGACGAAGGCAUCUUUUGUGUGGCUGUUUAAGUCGUUUCUGGAGUCGAUGGGCGACCGACCUCCUAAGUCGAUCUUCACUACCGAUCAGGAUCAAGCAAUUUCAGAAGCGAUUAAGGAGGUGUUUCCGAAUACAUCUCACCGCCUUUGUCUGUGGACCCUUCAGAAGAAGGCGCUUGCUCACUUGGGUACUCUUAAUUCUUCCCGAAAGUUCCAUACUUUGUUUAUGAGAUGUAUUCAAGAAUGCAAUUCCGAAAUGGAGUUUGAGGAAACAUGGGCUAAAAUGCUCCGCAAGCAUAACUUACAAGAUCAUCAGUGGCUUAAAAGCCUCCACAAGAUUCGGCAUAAAUGGAGCUCGGCCUUCAACAAAGAUGCUUUCGAUGGCGGGAUCGAGCUUCCGCAGCGGGGCGAGAGUCCGAAUAAUGUGUUGAAUGGGAUCGCCGACAAAUCGGCCUCUCUUACGGAGUUUGUUCUUGCAUUCGAGAAGUUAGUCGAAGGUUGGCGCAAGAAUGAAGCCGAAGAGGACUACCGCUGUCAUCGGCGAGAGCCUUUACGUGCGAUUAAGCAUAGCGAUAUUUUGAAGCACGCGGGGCAAAUUUACACGCACAAGAUCUACAAAGUGUUUGAGAACGAGUUCCUUGACGGGUGCGGAGCGACAUCAGUCGAGGAAACGGCAUGCGGCGGCACGCUAUUCAGGUUCGAGCUGAAGAUGCAAGGGAGGGGUUUGAAAGCGUGUAUCGUCAUUCUCGACACAUCUACCUUGCUAGUUUCUUGUAGCUGUAAGAAGUUUGAGACGAUGGGUAUACUCUGUUCGCACGCGCUAAAAGCCUUCAGCCUCAAGAACGUGGACAGAAUCCCCGAGAGGUACAUCCUGAAGCGGUGGACAAAAGAAGCUAAGAAAGGGCUGUACAAGCUGAUCGACCAAGACGAGUCGUUGCAGCAGGAGUGCAAAGAAGCCGAGUUAGCGUUUUGUUAUCACGCGAUGCGAUAUGCGUAUAAUCUCGUAAUGAAGAGCCAGUGGCACGACGAGUCGAGAAAAUUGCUGUGGGAUGCUUUUGAGACCGGAGAAGAUUCGGUGGAGAAGUUUAUCGAACUCCAAAAACUGCAUGCGCAUUUUCUUAGGAGCGAACAUUAACGGUCCGUGCCUAAUUUGAAGAAUCAGUUCAAAGAGGAGAUGCGGAAAAUGCACUAAAAUGUCGUAUUCUGCUUUUCCGAUUUUGCCCUUGCGGUGUCGAGACGGAAAGAUCGAAGGUACUACUAGACUUGUUGUAAAUUGAUGUCGACUGUGCAUGUCUCCUCUUUUUGCGUUAAGUUAAAAGACUCUUUACUCUCUGAUGUAUAACUAACUUGUUUUAAGUUAAUUCCUCCUCAUAGCAGCUUGUUUUCGCUUAA
Messenger RNA from Ananas comosus (pineapple), 2519 nucleotides. Its product is annotated as protein FAR1-RELATED SEQUENCE 5-like. NCBI's taxonomy places the organism in Eukaryota, Viridiplantae, Streptophyta, Magnoliopsida, Poales, Bromeliaceae. Gene Ontology annotation, biological process: regulation of DNA-templated transcription. The coding region runs from base 178 to 2262 and encodes 694 amino acids. The record is from RefSeq and is a predicted model, not a curated record. The transcript has 2 exons. Gene Ontology annotation, molecular function: zinc ion binding.